Molecule: messenger RNA, 597 nt
Organism: Fraxinus pennsylvanica
Lineage: Eukaryota; Viridiplantae; Streptophyta; Magnoliopsida; Lamiales; Oleaceae
Source: the annotation of a GenBank genome assembly
AUGCAAUUGACUGAGUUUUUGGAAUCAGGGAAUAUUAAAGUAAACGAUUUUGAUGCUUUAAUCUGUAGUAGUGGUUGUGAAGUGUAUUACCAUGAAGACGGUGAAAAGCCUUGUCCGGAUCCAGAUUAUGCAUCACAUAUUGAUUAUCGUUGGGGUUCAGAUGGUUUGAAGAAGACCAUUUGGAAACUAAUGAAUACGUCAGUAAAUGAUGUCAAAUCUGGUGCUGUUAUUGAAGAAGAUGCCAAAUCUAGCAAUUGUCAUUGCCUGUCCUAUUUAAUAAAGGAUUCUAAUAAGGUAAAUAUAGUGCAUCUUUGGUACUUUUUGGUCCGGUGGCGGUUGAACUUAGCGAAUAUGUACGUGAUACUUGGUAAAACUGGAGACACAGAUUACGAAGAAUUGAUUGCUGGGACCUAUAAAACCAUUAUUCUGAAAGAGGUUGUGGAGAAAGGUUCCGAGGAGUUGCUCAGAACAGCAGGAAGCUACCUGAGAGACGAUAUAGUUCCAAAAGACAGUCCUCUUAUCGCUUAUGUGAGUGGAGAGGCAAUAGCAGAAGAGAUUGCUAACACAUUAAAGCAGGUAUCCUCAUCAGGAAUGUGA